AUGGCAGACGUCACUACUCCCACUCCAAAAACCUUCAAUCCCUUCAAGCGCCUGCCGCCCGAGCUCCGCACUCUGAAAUGGGAAUUCGCAUGGCCUGAUCUUCGCCUGCACCAUGCGGUCAGACUGUGUCCCGCGGCAGAGUGUCACUGGAAGCUGUACUGCGGCGACGAUUCCGACCGCGCGUAUACGGAGAUGAAGCCCGCAUCGCUGAAGAUCAUGAUGCCGGCGAUGACGGCGGCGAACCGCGAGGCGCGCGCUCUCUCCCGGAAGUUGGUCAGGCGCUCCCUGUACGAGUAUUUCGAACCGUGUCCGACGGCCACCCUGACACCACCCAGUGAAGAAUCCGACCCCUGGCUGGCGUUCGACUGGCGCACGCGUCGCUACACCUUCCGCCGGCUUUACGCUUCUGACACGGUCGUCUACCUAUCGCCCGCGGAAUUCGAAGCAAUUCUCCUGGCCAGAAUAAGAUGCCAAAAUUCGCGGUCAUAUCUCUUUGAGACGAUCGCGGUACCGCUGACGCUGCUCCAACGGCACUCCGAGGCGUUGCGUGUGCUGAGCGAGUACUUCACCCGGCUUAGCUACGUGAUGGUCGUCGUGAAUGAUCUCGAUGACCGGCAGAAUCAAACUGAGCAACAGCAAGAGCAACAGCCUGACCGGCAGCAUGAGCGGCCGCAGAGCUGGUGGGGCCAGUUCGUGCAGUGGAGUAGCGGCGCGGCCCAGGAAGAAGGCCAACAGCGGCAGCAGCAGCCGAAGAGGAAUAACACGAAGAAAACAGGCUGGUGGGUCGAUAACUCGCACUGGGCGCAGGGGAAGUAUCUAGGCCCGGAUCCGGCCACCCCCGGGGUUGGGGAUUGGAUCCAUGAAGAGAAGGCCAUGCUCAAGACGAACGUCUACAGCAUCAUCCAACGGGCGUAUCGGCGAGUUCCUGCCUUGGAUCGUGCGCAGCUUCGGGUCUGCCCGGUUCGGGCCUGUCACAAGGAGGACGGCUGGAUUGGCAUGGCUUCCGGAAGCAGGUAUAGCGGCAUGGAUAUGGCCCUCCAGGUCUCGCCGAUUGAGCCCCUGUUGCUGACAGCGCCUGAUGGUCCGAUAAUCAGUAUAUAUUCGGAACCCAAAGUAGUAUUAUCCCGGCACUCCUUCGUUAUCGAGUCAAAACCAGAGGGAGAAAGCUUUGUCUUCUUUAUGGUCUUCUUCUUUCUUACUUUGCUCCCUGAAAUCGCGUUCAUCUAUCUACUCAAUCUCAUCGCCCACCUCCUUUGCGCAUCAAAAUACUGCACAUAUUCCCUCGAUCCUCUGAUCGUGGCUCACUACAUGAUCCCGUACUUCUCGGGUCUUACUGAGAAUUCUCUGCUCAGCAGUCUGAGUCUACAUGAUUGA
Aspergillus fijiensis CBS 313.89 is the source of this 1374-nucleotide messenger RNA. RefSeq lists its product as uncharacterized. The record is from RefSeq and is a predicted model, not a curated record. NCBI's taxonomy places the organism in Eukaryota, Fungi, Ascomycota, Eurotiomycetes, Eurotiales, Aspergillaceae. Bases 1 to 1374 code for a protein of 457 amino acids. The transcript is spliced from 3 exons.